This is a messenger RNA of Harpegnathos saltator (Jerdon's jumping ant), 787 nucleotides long. RefSeq names its product mitochondrial import inner membrane translocase subunit TIM14. Gene Ontology annotation, biological process: protein import into mitochondrial matrix. Lineage: Eukaryota; Metazoa; Arthropoda; Insecta; Hymenoptera; Formicidae. Bases 167 to 508 code for a protein of 113 amino acids. Gene Ontology annotation, cellular component: PAM complex, Tim23 associated import motor. Gene Ontology annotation, molecular function: ATPase activator activity. The record is from RefSeq and is a predicted model, not a curated record. The transcript has 3 exons.
CCAUGAGAAAAAAUAUAGUUAUCUUACUCUAACUUAUUGCACCAGUUCAGCAGUGCAGCUACAAAGAACAGAUCCAUAUGUUGCCGCUAAAAAGUUGCCGCUAACCUGUUAUUUUCUUCCUUAGUGUACAAGAUUAUACAUUUGUUGUUUGGGGAUCGUGAAUGAAAUGGCAACUACAGCUGUAGCAGCUGGAAUUGGCCUCGCUGUUGUGGGCUUUGCUGGUCGUUACCUGCUUAGGAGGAUGCCAAAUUUGUCACAGAAAAUGGCAGAAACAAUGAAGAAGCUAGAUUCCCAGUCACUAGCGAACAGCAGAUAUUAUAAGGGUGGUUUUGAGCCAAAAAUGACCAGAUGGGAAGCUAGUCUUAUUUUGGGAGUAUCGCCCACUGCUAGUAAAGCAAAAGUAAAGGAUCAAUUUAAAAAAGUAAUGUCUGUUAAUCAUCCAGAUCGUGGUGGCUCUCCAUAUAUAGCUGCCAAAAUUAAUGAAGCAAAGGAUAUGCUUGAAAAAUAAUAAUAGAAUAUUAUCUAGUUUAUUUGUAGCUUGUAUUUAUGUCAAUAUAUUUAGGAACAAAAUUUUAAUGUACAUAUUAAUCUUAUAUUUGAUCUAUUUAUAAUAAAUAAGCUAUAUAUUUUUAUAGCUAUACAUACAGAACUACACUGAUAAUACAUUAAUUUUAAUAUUCCAGAUUAAAGAUUUUAUUUUCCUACAUGUACGGAGAGACAAAGGUUUUGCAAACUGUAUAUUAAUCACAAUAAAAUAAUACGAGCAUAAUUGUUCUUUUAAAUAAUA